AUGAAGUUCGACUUCUACCGCGACGUCCUCAGCCUAAUGAUGGGUAAGCUCGGCCUACCUGGCGCCGACAACUUCGGCAGAGAAAGCAACCAACGGCGAUCCCUUCUUCUCGACACAGUCAUGCAAGGUCGACCCAGAGUAUCCAGCUGCAAGCUUCUGCAGCUCCCCGCCGAGAUCCUCGCUAAUAUCGUCGACCUGCUAAGCAACGACAGGACAUCGCUGGAAUCCCUUGCGCUGGUCAACAGUGAUUGUCAGCAACUUGCUCGCUGCUGUCAAUUCGCCGAGGUAAACUUCGACUACAGUCUCGAAGCAAAGCAGCUUGCUUCCCAGCUUGUGGAGGACAAAUCGUCUCAGCUGUCCAAACCCGGGGUUGGCGCUUGUAUUCGCAGAGUUACUUUUGUAUCUCAUCCGCACCAUGUCGCACACACUCAUCGUGAGCUUUAUGAGUCAUUUUACGGCGAUGACGCUCAAUCAGUCGCCGUAGAACAACGACAAGUUCUCUCUGAUGAGGCGCGUGAGGAAGAUGGCGGCGUCCCUGUUUCGAUCGGAGAGUCAGUUGUAUCGUUUCCUCGCCUGAGAUACUUGAGGCUCCAAUUCGUUAAACUCGACAGCGUUGCUAUUUCAUCUUUUCUCGCAGCGCCUCUCAAGUCCCUUGACUUGGACGAUAGGGUAUUGAAUGAUCCCUCGACCUUUGAUUGCAAGCCUUUACGAGAUCUUGAGGACUUUGCUGUUUCUCAUCCGCCACAAAAGGCUUCAGCUUGUAAGCACAUCGCAAAGUUCAUCUCGCAGCACACUGGACUGCGCAGACUGUAUCUCCACGAGAGCUCGUCGGCUCAGGGAGGGACAGCGUAUCUCGAUGAUGUUAUUCUCCCCACACUCAGCAGCCUCGACUACGGUAACCUCAGAUCGCUAUAUCUAGCAUGGGGAGAAGCUCAAAUUCCUGAAAAGUCCCUACGAAGAAUCGGGCGACUUGUUUCUCUGGAGCAACUGAGUCUCAGUGCUGGAAAACCUUCCGGAUGGCAACACCAAUGGCUCGUGGAUCACGACGAACUUCGUCAGCAUCUCAGGCAGCUCCAAGGACUCACCAAGCUAGCACUGGUCCGCGACACGUGUCCCGUCCCCGUCCCCUACCCCGGGCUCCCCUCCGAGACCUACUAUAAGAUGCGGUUCGCGGGCUCCGAGGAGAGAGAGGAUGCAGAAGCGAGACCAGACCUCGAUAUGGACCAAGACACUGAGUCUGACGCUCAGGAGGGUGAAGGUUUGCUGGGAGACAUGGAAGAGAUAUGGGAGAGAGCUCAUCGAAACCGUAUGCUUGAUCAGGCUGAGAAGUACGCUGCUGUCUUUCCGAAGCUUGAGUGGAUGUUUUGUGGGCAGCGACCGAUGGGGUUCAUGAAGACACCUGAGGGACAGUGCGAGUUUCGAAGAGCAGUGCCUUUGACGCAGGGGAAGGAUGAGUGUCGUACAUAUCGACAGGCGAUUUUUAGAGGCUCCAACUAG
This is a messenger RNA of Fusarium oxysporum Fo47, 1497 nucleotides long. RefSeq lists its product as uncharacterized. Bases 1 to 1497 code for a protein of 498 amino acids. The record is from RefSeq and is a predicted model, not a curated record. The transcript has 2 exons. NCBI's taxonomy places the organism in Eukaryota, Fungi, Ascomycota, Sordariomycetes, Hypocreales, Nectriaceae.